UUUGACCCACUAAGAAUCUUACAGCGGGGAAAGCAGGAAGGUUGGAGGCUGUAAGCAGGUAUUAGGAGCUGGGACUCGCUGCUGUUUCACAGUGCAGCUGCAGCUCUGCUUGCUGUGGUUCGGUGGGACACGCAGACCUGAAGCCAAGCCAAGAACCGAGAGGAGGUGUGAAGCAGGAGCUAUUGUUUUGCGGUCUGUUAUGGACUGUGUUUUUAGUCACAUUGUGUCCCGGUCGCACCUGAACGCUUGGCCCUCUGUGUUGGAGCGUGAGGUGGUCAGUUAAUCUGAAGGCGUCUUUGUGGACGGGACACUUUGAGGGCCAAACAAUGGAAUGCUCUCUCCUGCCUUCACCGCACUGCACUCAACAGACUGAGGUUAAACGCUUUAGUUAGCAGUGUGCCUCUUCCCAAAAAACUCUCUUUAGCUAGGGGAAAGUUGGGAGAAAUAAAACAAAAAACACACAAGUGAAGGAAAACGACCUUCAUAGUACAGCACCUUAUUCCACUUCUUUGUAGUUCGAGUUUGUCUUGGAUUCUUUCAGAAGCUUUACGUGCACAAACACCAAGAUGGAUUUGGAAUCGUAUCUGUGGAUGGUGGUGAUUGGCUUCAUUAUAGCCUUCAUCCUGGCAUUUUCGGUGGGAGCCAAUGACGUGGCCAACUCAUUUGGGACGGCGGUGGGGUCAGGAGUGGUGACGCUACGUCAGGCCUGCAUUCUGGCAUCCAUAUUUGAGACCCUGGGCUCCAUGCUCCUUGGUGCCAAGGUCGGGGAAACCAUCCGGAAGGGAAUUAUAGACGUCAGUUUGUACAAUGACACAGUGCCCAUACUGAUGGCGGGAGAGGUCAGCGCCAUGGUCGGGUCUGCGGUUUGGCAGCUCAUCGCCUCUUUUCUGAAGUUGCCCAUUUCUGGAACUCAUUGCAUUGUGGGAUCUACUAUUGGCUUCUCCAUGGUUGCUAUUGGCACUAAAGGAGUACAGUGGAUGCAGUUAGUCAAAAUUGUUUCCUCGUGGUUCAUCUCACCUUUGCUGUCUGGUCUCAUGUCUGGCCUGCUCUUCUUCGUCAUUCGAUAUUUCAUUUUGAGCAAGGAUGACCCUGUUCCUAAUGGUCUCCGUGCUUUGCCGCUCUUCUAUGCGUCAACCAUCGGGAUCAACACCUUCUCCAUCAUGUACACUGGAGCUCCUUUACUGGGUUUGGAGAUGCUCCCUGUCUGGGCCAUUGCCCUCAUUACGUUGGCUGGUGCGCUGGUAUGUGCCGGUCUGGUCUGGAUUUUUGUUUGCCCCUGGAUGAGAAGGAAAAUAGCAAGUCGUCUGAAGAAAGAGCAUGCACUUUCUCGCAUCUCUGAUGAGAGUUUGGAUAAAAUCCCUGAGGAGGAAGAGGAAGCUCCUGUGUUUAAAGAGCUUCCAGGUGCGAAAAGCAGCAAUGACGCAGUGCUGCCGAUGACUGAGGAGUCCACAGGAGAGCUCAACAGCCUGGCUAAUGGAGGAACUGUCCUGCCCAACGGCAGAGUCUAUGGUCGCACCAACUCCAUGACCAAUGGCUGCCUGAAAUCUCCCGUUUCCAAUGGAGGCUUCAGCUUCGACGGCCACAUGCGCAGCGAUGGCCAGGUUUACCAUACCGUCCACAAAGACUCUGGUCUCUACAAAGACCUCCUGCACAAAAUCCACAAGGGCCGCCUGGAGGAUGAGCGCCACGGCUCCCGUCCCGACAACAACUACCGUCACCUCCGCCGCAACAACAGCUACACCUGCUACACUGCGGCCAUUUGUGGGAUGCCUGUACAGCCGCUCUUGCGCUCUGAAUCCAGUGCGCCUCCGCCAGAGGACAGCGAGAAGCUUGUAGGCGACACCGUUUUCUACUCCAAGAAGCGUCUGCGCUACGACAGCUACUCCAGUUACUGUAAUGCCGUGGCGGAGGCUGAGAUUGAAGCGGAGGAGGGCGAUGUGGAUGUGAAUCUGGCGGCAGAUAAAAGGGAGCCACGGGUUCCGGCUGAAGGGGUGUUAGAGGACUGUGUUGAUGAGGACAAGGCGGAGAAAGACAAUUCUCAGGUCUUCCUGCUCUUCCACUUUCUGCAGAUCCUCACAGCCUGCUUCGGCUCUUUCGCACAUGGGGGGAAUGAUGUCAGUAAUGCGAUUGGUCCAUUGGUGGCCCUGUGGAUGAUCUACGAUCAGGGUGGAGUGAUGCAGGACGCGGCCACACCUGUCUGGCUGCUCUUUUACGGUGGCGUGGGAAUCUGCGCAGGACUGUGGGUUUGGGGUCGACGUGUCAUUCAAACAAUGGGCAAAGACCUCACUCCCAUCACCCCCUCCAGUGGAUUCACUAUUGAGCUGGCCUCAGCGGUCACUGUUGUUUUGGCGUCUAAUAUCGGACUUCCAAUCAGUACGACACACUGCAAGGUGGGCUCGGUGGUGGCGGUGGGCUGGAUCCGCUCCAGGAAGGCCGUGGACUGGCGUCUCUUCAGAAACAUCUUCCUGGCCUGGUUCGUCACCGUUCCUGUAGCAGGCCUGUUCAGCGCCGCUGUCAUGGCCUUGUUCGUCUAUGGCAUCCUGCCUUACGUUUGAGAAGGAGAAUUUGGGAUAUGAGAGAGAGGUAUAGGAAGGUAAUGGCGAAAAGAUAAAACAGAGACGGAAAAAAAAUAUAUAUACGUCAAUAUAAAAGCCAGAAAGUGAAGAGAGAGAGAGUUUUUAAAUGCUGCCUGGAAAAAGCAUCCAGAAUCCUUUGACUUAAAUAUCCUUAAUCUUUGUCAAGAGUAUUUAUUUCCAUUUCAUUUUUACUAUCGUUUCUGUUGAAAUGUUACCAUAAAGCGUAAGAUAUUUGACUCAGUGAUAUCAAAAGGUACAAAAACACACUAAACAGUAUCUGUGGGUCCUACAGCUUCAAGGGAGUAAACAGAGCUGCACAUACAAAUACAGUGCAUUUAUAACUUACAAUUGCCAAUCACUGGCGCAAUUCCCAGUAUAUCAGUGCAAAAUCCAGUCUCCUAGGCCUCUAAAUGCUUGUGGAGUGUUAUAAACCUAAACAUAUCGCUAAUUCCGUUUGCUGAAAAGUCAAACUUCUGUCGAAAUGACACUGAAAGCGUCCUGCUGUUCAAUACUUUAGCUAAAAAAGAAAAUCAUACCUCAGCUAACCCACUAUGCCACACAAAAGACGAAACUGUGCUAUCUCAUAACGUUACAUGAGUCAUUUUUCUAGUGGUCAUAAAUCCCUGUUCUUUCAUCGUCAUAUUUAUUUUUCUGGAUAUGUUAUCAUUCAUACCUUUAAAAAAAAUACAUAACACAAGGUGUGAAGAUGAAAUCAUGUUUUGACUACGUAUGCUACUUUAAUUUCUACUGUGUGUAUAUGUAUAUAUAUUCGACUUUGAGUUUUCGGACUUAUUCUGAGGUCUUCUAAUGUUACGUUUAAGGAGGUUUUGGUAGUUGCAUGAAACGGAUGCUCUUCCAAGCAUAUCGAAAUGAUCAAAUAUUUUUAAAUUUACUUUAUGACAAGACGCUACGUUCAUAAUCCUUAUCAUUGACUCCCUUUUAAGGUAUCGGUGGAUAUUAUUGUUUAAAGACAUAAAAAAGGAACAUAUCUGAGGUAUUUUAAAAUAAAAAAUCGAUACACAUCAAUGAAUCAACCUGAUUUUUAUGAAAAAUAAAUAGCCAAAGAUGAUUAUGUUUGAGUGGAAUUGCCAUACUCCUUGACAGUGUUUUUAAUAACAACCUAAAUGAUGUGCAGAGUAUAUAAAGGAUGCUAGAAGCUCAGUUUUAGCGUAUAUUGUUAUUAGAGCCCAUGAUGCCAAUUCUUAAAAAAAACAAACCUGUAUGUGCAGAGACAGCCAAAAUCCCACAUCAGCCAGCACAAACGUAUAAGAAAUAUCCACAUAUAUGAUGUUUUGGAGUAAACGCCGGCCUGGUCAAUCUCAUAUCAGCAUCCGAUUACUUGAGUCAACCUCGCUGAUAAAUCGAUUAAUGUUAUCAGAAGAGGAAUUAGUUGAACAUCAGGUCAAUAUGUGAUUCAGUGGUGCGAAUGAGUCAAGAAAUGAAAGGUCAGUAUGUAAUGAUCUAUUUGUGGCACAAGAAACCAAAAAAAUCUCAUGAAUUCAGUCCAAAAAAUACAAAAGAAAGAUUAAAUGACCAUGUUUUAUCAGGUGAAGCAGGCUUUAUCAAUACGUUCAGCCUUGUCACCAGAUUUGGAAACUGUACAAACGUGUGGCUUUUGAACCAAUGCAAAGUGUUGCUGUUUCUUCUUCUUUUAUUAUUAUUUUUUAGUGUAUUACUUUUUCAUCAAGAACAAAUCUAUGCUUAAUAUGGCCAUUUGCCUUGUAAUGUUGUGCUUUACUGUUUGUUGGAUACAGUAACUUCAGUACUGUGGUGUUUACAUUGUAAUCAUAUUGUAGAAUAACUCAUUGCAGUUGCCUAAAAAAACAACAACUACAAAAUAUGCCAAUCAACUAACUAUUAAUCACAAAAUUAAUAUGAAAUAACCAGGCGUCGUGCAAAGGUGUUUCAUGUCAGUUUGUGUUUUUAGCAGUGUGAACCUUCAUGAUCCUGUGUUACGUCGCACUGCUGUUAUGUAGUUACACAACUUUACAUGGUGGAUAUGAUUCAAAAAAAGAAAUGAAUAGAUAUAUAAAUUUCAUUAAACUAUAUUUUUCUACAUAUAUAAGUUCUACCUGGGUGGCGAGUUCUCACGCGGAGAGGCUCCUGAAUGCUAUUGUAAGGAAAUUCGGUGCUAAAAACCACUGAAUUUCUUUUUUCCUUAAAGAUCUGAACUGUUCUAGCAGAGGUUGGGGAUGUGGAUUGGUUCCAUAAAUCCAUUGUUGUUCUUUUUCCUUGCCCAGGGAUGUCUCUCCUUUUGUGUGUGAGAGAGAAGAGAGAGGUUGCGAGUUGUUAAAAUUCAACAAGUUUUUCAUGAUUGUUUUUUUGGACAAGUAAGGUUGAAUAACUUUGUAAUUUUGUUUCCCUGAAAUGCAAUACUAAGCAGCCAGACUGUGGUCAAUCGCACCUUCACCAGCAGCGGCGACACCAAUGUUUAGAGUCUGUGGAAGCUUGCUACCGACACGGAAUAAAAUUGAGGAAAUGCAACUAUUAUUUGGUCGUUUUGCUUUACAGGUUUGACUGAACUCAAAAUCGCUAGUUUUCACUGAACAUUUUAAAAGUAAAGAAGUCUGAAUAGUGUCUAAAAAAAGACCUAAAUGAUUGUGAGUUUAUAUGCAGUAAUUUGUAUAAUUUUUAAUACGAUCUUGUACGUAAAUUUGCGACGAUUAAAUUGUAAAUGUGAAAUGAUUCAAUCCUGAAUAGCAAAGAAUUGAGUUUAUAUUUUGCUGUUCUGUUUUUUUUUUUCUCAUAACUACAAGAUAUAAACAUUUCUGCGAGGAAAACGUUUAAAUUUCAAGAUCAAAAUGACAAAAAAACAAGAAAGUUAUUUUAAAAAAUUCAAAAAAUUCAAGCUUAUGUCCAGCAAUUCAGAACUAAGAAUAGCAAGAGUUUAUAUAGAAAUAGACCAAUAAAGUCUGAAUAGCAAGGAAUAAAAAUAGUUUCUAUUUCAUGGUUCAGAUUGUGUUUUUUUUUGUCUUAGAUUUCUGAGUCAAAAUGACUAGAAACAAUUUGUUAUUCUCAAGUCAAAAUUCUAGUUUUUUUUUCUUUCUUUUUUUUUUUUUAAUUUUCAAGACCAAUAGAUUCUGAAUAGCAAGAAAAAAAAGAGUUUAUAUUUUGUAGUUGAGAUGGAUUUUCUGCAAGAUACAAGGUGACUUUUCUGAGAGAAAAAUAGUCAGAAUUUCAAGAUGUGAACCCAUUAUGUGAUUAAACUCAAAACAACAAGGAAAAAGCUGGAAUUAAAGAACUCAAAAUUGCUUGUUAAAAAAAUUAAUGCAGAUUUGUGAGUCAGAAUUGUUAAACGACAAAAAACUAUUUAAAGUUAUUAAAAUUCUCAACUGUCUAAAUUAAUAACUAAGUAUAGCAAGAUUUUAUUUAGAAACUUGAGAAUAAAAUUGCAGAAUUGCAAGGAAAAAAAUCUUCUAUUUUAAGUUUCUAUUUUGUUGUUCAGAUUGUGUUUCUGAGAACUGCAAUAAAAUGACAUUUCUGAGAAAAAAAUAGAUGUGAACCCAUUUUGUGAUCAAAAUGAAAACAACAAAGAAAAAGUUGGAAUUAAUGACCUCAAAAUUGCUAGUUUGUAAUGCAACAUAAAAACGAAUGCAGAAUUGUGAGUCAGAAAUACUAAACGAGUAAAUUCUGAAUAGCAAGGAAUAAAUAAUUUUGACUUUAUAUUUUGCAGUUCAAAUAGUUUUUUCUCAGGUUUGCAAAAAUUUAUAAACAUUUAUGAGAGGAAAAUAUUGGAUUUCAAGAUGUGAUUAAACUCAAAAUGACAAGAAACUACACAUUUUCGCAAUUCUCAAAAUCAAAAAUUCUAUUUUUGUUGUAUUUUUAUUUGACAAUUUUUAAAUAAUAAAAAAAAAUCCAUUUGAAAUCCAAAAAUGUUUGUCCAGCAUUUCAUAACUAACCAUAACUAUUUUAUACAGAAAAUCAGAAUUGCAAGACAGUAAAGUCUGAAAAGCAAGUUCUUUUGUAGUUAGUUUGUAGACUUGCUGAGAACUGCAAAAUAUAAACAUAUACAACAGACUUUUUGAGAAAAAAAGGUCCAAAUUUGAAGAUGUGAACCCAUUUUGUGAUUAAUUUCAAAACAAAAAGGAAAAAGUUGAACUCAAAAUUGCUAGUUAUUCAUUUUAAAAGGGUCAUUUUUGAGUUAGAAAUGCUAAACCAAUCAGUUCUGAAUUGUAAAAAAAUUAUUCUGACUUUAUAUUUUGCAGUUCAAAUAGUUUUUCUCAAAACUCCAAGAUAUAAACUGACAUUUGUGAGAAAAGAUUUCUGAGAGCUGUUGAGCCUAUUUUGUGAUUAAUCUCAAGUUUGUAUUCAGCCGUUACAUUUUCCCCUUCAGAAUUGCAAUAUAUAAACUUGGAAAUGUCUAAUGUUGACAUUAUACCUUCUUUUUAUUCUGAGAAGUAACAAUCGUGAGAUUAAACUGAGCAUAUUUAAACUUAAAAUUGUAAAGGUAAAAAUGCCAUUCCAUUAGACACCAUUACAUUAUUAUUAUUAUAUUAUUAUUCUGUGGCUGCAACAAGCUUCCAUAAGAGUCAGACGGGGCACAGCAAGAUCAAGUAAAACCUUUUUUCUAACCUGCAUGCGAUACUUUGCAUCAAACUAGAGAUAUAAUCUGCCUUUCUUCUAUGAAUUGGUUUGUUUUAUAGCAGCACACCAGCAAAAUAUUUCACAUGCGCAGUAGAAAAAAAAUAUGCAAGUACAGUAUGUCAAUGCAGACGCUCAACCAACAAACAUGCACACUCAGAUUACUCCAACCAAAAUUCAACAUGGAACAAACAACUAAACACUGGGCUGCUGUAGUUUGGCCGUAGAGAGUUAUGACUUCCAUAUUGAAAGAAUGGCACAUUAACCGCCGGUUUAGAUCUAAAACACCGGUGUCAUUCUGAGAUGCACAUGCUGUGAUUGGACAAAUCGGACUUGUGCAAACAGAAUCAUCCAUAUCCACAUCCAGUGUGUUGAUAAAAGGUUUCAUAACUGUUCCUGGCAGCCUAGUGACAUUCUCCUGUAGUGUGCUAAUAUGGUUUCUAAGUUUCCAUGCUCUUAUCUGCACUUGAAAAUAGAAUGUAGCCCAAUCCUCUGCUGAUUGCCUGCUGCGUGUCGUCUCUAAUGCCAUGAUGUGAAUGCUAUGCUGUUUUACUGUCUGGUAUCAUCUGAAAGACAGGGCUUUAGAUUUAACAAACAACCCCCCUCCUAUCCGCAUAUGUACUGUAUUGCUGUUUUCUUUCUUUUUUGGAACUUUUUUUGUGAAAAGUUGUCUGCAUUUGAACUAAUUAAAUUAUGGGAAUUAAAAUUACAAAGAAUAACAAGA
Messenger RNA from Danio rerio (zebrafish), 7881 nucleotides. NCBI's taxonomy places the organism in Eukaryota, Metazoa, Chordata, Actinopteri, Cypriniformes, Danionidae. The record is from RefSeq and is a predicted model, not a curated record.